Molecule: messenger RNA, 1026 nt
Organism: Heterostelium album PN500
Lineage: Eukaryota; Evosea; Eumycetozoa; Acytosteliales; Acytosteliaceae
Product: cytochrome and DOMON domain-containing protein
Exons: 2
Coding region: 1-1026 (341 amino acids)
Molecular function (GO): transmembrane monodehydroascorbate reductase activity
Source: RefSeq, a predicted model, not a curated record
AUGAAAUCUGGAUUCCAAAUCCAAUGGGAGAAUAUAAAUGGAACUGUAACAUUUGUGGUAUCUGCUAAUGUUCUGUCAUGGAUAGGAAUUGGUUUGAAAAUUGGACCAGAUCACAAAUUUCAUCAAUCAGCAGGAAUCGAUUAUGUAAUAGCCACCUUUGAUAAAAAUGGAUGCCAAGUAAACGAUAUGUAUCUACAGGGUGGAGAUCUUCUACCAAUAAACGACACAGACAUUCUCAACGGUAGAAACGAUAUUAUCUCAUCGUCGUGUUUCCAAACCGCUGGUUAUUCAACUUUUAUAUUCUCAAGAAAGCUGGAAACUGUUGACUUGGUAGCUGACAAUGAUUUAGUGUUUGGAGCGGAAGGUAGUAAUGAUCUAAUUUGGGUCUAUGGUAAGAAUAAUACAUAUCCAACAGUUGGUUUCGAUUGUGUUCAAGGAUUGGUUCCAAAUUUCGCAGCACCCAAAGUCAUGACCUCGCCAGGACCAAACUACUUUAGUUAUCAUGUUGGGUUUAUGUUUGCUGCAUUCGCUGGACUCUUACCACUUGGAAUCUUUGUAGCCAGAUAUCUUAGGGAUUCACAGAAAUGGUGGUUCCCAGUUCACAUCUUCCUACAGUUGACAGGAAUGAUCUUUACAUUCAUCGGUAUUGCAAUGGCCGUGAAGAUGGUGGGAGGUGUCAGUUUGGAUAACAAUCACGCCAUUCUAGGUACAACCACUCUCUGUCUAUUCUAUAUCUCAAUAGUUUUAGGUGCCACAUCUCAUUUCAAUUGGAAUCCAAAGAGAAAGAGUACACCGAUCUUCCCAGACAUUAUACAUUGGCUAGGCGGACAUCUCACUCUUAUCUUUGGAUUUGUAACGAUCAUUCUUGGAAUGUUACAGGUCAAAGUUGGACAAGGUAUAAUCGUGGUGUUUGGAUUAACAUUUGCAACAAUUGUUGUCGCAUGUUUAAUUAUUGAACUGUAUAAAUGGAAAUUCCAAUCCAAACCCAAAGAAAAUAUAGAAUUGAAGAGAUCAGAAUAUGAAUAA